AUGGAGCUGAAGUGCCUUUUGAUGUGGCUCUUGUUUGGAUCCAUCAAGGGGACCAAGUCAGAAGAAUGCCCAGCUCUUCCAAGGACUGAAUUUGCUGAUGUUACUGCUGAAACAUAUCCACUGGGGACCAAACUGUAUUAUGAAUGUGACAGUGGCUAUGAAAGAAGAAGUGGCCAGUACGGUGGAAUUCGGUGUCAGAUUAUACAGCAGGUUGCUUCUUGGGUCUACAAGGAAUUUGAAUGCAUCGAUAAGAAAAUUUUGUUGUCAACGGCUCCCACAAUAGAGUUAGGUUUUCCACAGAAGCCAGACAGAAAAACACAGAGUCCUGCACCCCAGAAGCAAGAAAACCUCUCAGAGUUUGACCAGAAACAUUUUUGUGGUCCUCCCAAGACUAUUCCACAUGCCUUUUUAAACCUGAACAAACAGUAUUACGUGGGACAAGUAUUACAUUUCAAAUGCCAGAGCGGUUACGAUAAGCGACACCCCACCUCUGGCACCCGCAGGUGUGAGAAGGUGAAUGGCAAAAUCAUCUGGACCCCUCUUGACAUGCGAUGCACCAAUGACAGCAGCUAUAGCAGGAAGUGGCCACCACAGACUAUUGAGCCAGGUUCGACUCAUCCAUCCUUUUCCUCAUCUGUGAUACUGCCAGUGACAGCUAUUUUCUUUGUUCUGCUUAUCAUGCCUGCUGUCUUUGUGUGA
Nipponia nippon (crested ibis) is the source of this 699-nucleotide messenger RNA. Its product is annotated as interleukin-2 receptor subunit alpha. Gene Ontology annotation, molecular function: interleukin-2 receptor activity; interleukin-2 binding. Gene Ontology annotation, biological process: inflammatory response. The record is from RefSeq and is a predicted model, not a curated record. Lineage: Eukaryota; Metazoa; Chordata; Aves; Pelecaniformes; Threskiornithidae.